Messenger RNA from Andrographis paniculata, 1600 nucleotides. Its product is annotated as F-box/LRR-repeat protein At1g55660-like. The coding region runs from base 1 to 1332 and encodes 443 amino acids. Lineage: Eukaryota; Viridiplantae; Streptophyta; Magnoliopsida; Lamiales; Acanthaceae. Gene Ontology annotation, molecular function: protein binding. The transcript has 4 exons. The record is from RefSeq and is a predicted model, not a curated record.
AUGGAGGCAAAGAUUAAGAAGUUGAAGAGUCAAGUUAAAGAAGAGGAAAGUGAUGAUCUUGAUAGGUUGAGCAGUCUGCCGGACAGCGUCCUGAUUUAUAUACUGUCUUUUCUCGACACAGAGACUUCCAUUAGAACAUCGGUGCUGUCCAAGCGCUACAAACUUCUAUGGACUUUGUCACAGAGUCUUGAUUUCAAGCUGCCUUUAUUUCGCUCCGAUACUUUCGAGGCGUACGAUGGCUAUGCUUUUCCUCGAGUCAGUAAUUGCCGCGCAGCAUUCGAGGCAUAUGUAAACCGUGUUUUGCAGCUCAGGGAGCACAGCAAUCUCGUAAGUUUCAGGCUUUCAUUGCACAAGGAUGUCAGCUUGGAAUUCCUUCAGAAUUGCAUCGAUUAUGCUGCCCAUCACAAGGUGCAGCAUCUCAGGGUCCGAGGUUAUGCCAAAAGGAAGCCUGUUACACUGCCAAAUAUGCUCUUGAUGUCGACUUCCUUGGUAACUUUGAGCUUGAACAAUGCUAUCAAUUAUUGCAUAGACCUGCCCAAGUCAAUUUCCUUGCCCAACUUAAAGUUGUUGCGUCUCAAGAAGUUUGAAUUCGCGGAUGGAAAUUAUAAUGGUGAAUUGUUUACAGGGUGUCCCAAACUUGAGACAUUGGUAUUGAGCAAGUGUUGUAUUAAGCCAAGGAAUGAAAUGAAAAUAUUGGAAUUGAAUUGUCUGAAUCUCAAGAGUUUAGAGAUUUGCUAUUGGAGAAGCCCUUGGAGAUGCUUUCACGAGCAUCAGAUCAAUGUGAGAGCUCCCCAGCUUAAUUACUUUUUCUACAAAGGACAUCUUGCGAGGAUGAAUUUCAAGUAUGGUUUGCUUUGUUUGGACAAAGCUUGUAUUGAUCUGUGUUACCCCACAGCAUGUAUUGCUGCAAAUGCAAUUGACAGAAAGCAAAGAACAUCUGAAGUGUUUUUUGGCAUGCUUCGUGAUAUAAACAAUGUCAAGACCCUCUCCCUAUCAUCGAAGACAAUUGAGGUUUUGUAUGCUAUUCCUGAUUUACAAGAACGAUUUCAUACAAUUUUUGAGAAUUUGAGGCUCUUAAAGUUCACUGUGGAGCACAAGUAUAGGGAGAUGACUAUGCCUAUGGGGACUGUGGCAAGAUCGUUGAAGAAGAUUGUUUCUGACAUGUUGGUAUUCCAUGGCUCGAAGGAAUUGAAACUUUCACCUGCUUGUUCCAAUGUUAACUGCAAGAGCAGAGAUCCCAGGCAUAUUACAAUACCAAAAGAUGUAAUGGAGCUUUUGCUAGAAAGCUGCCCAUCAGCCAAAUUAUUGAGCGUUGAAUUACCCAAGGAAUAACCUGUCCAAGAAUGAGGCUAAGAAAAGGCAUCAUAAAACGAGUUGUGUUAUCAAUCAAUGGUGGAUGGCAAACAAUUUAAUAAUUAAUGUUUGGCACUGUUCAUAUAGUUUUUAGUAUUGGUGCUUAGCAUUUUAGAUAUUUGUCAUUUAUUUUUACAUUCUAUUCUCAGAUCAAUGUGUGUAGUUGUAACCAUGUUCUACUUAUGCCUUAGAUUAUGUGGCUGUUAUAAUGUGGAUAUAUAAAAUACUCUUCAAAUAUCGUGUAACA